CAAAAAUACAAUACAUAGAUUUGCAAAAAUAGCUGGUUCGGCAUUUAAUUGAAAUUUUUAAUUAAAUAGUAAUAAGUAAAGUAAAAAUUAGUUAAAACGAUAUUUGGAAUGUCGAUUUACGUAAAUUCAGUGUUGAGGACAACUCACAAUUCACGGAUUUUUGUACCUUAUCGGUGUAUUUAUGUAACACAAGUUCAGCAUCUUUAUUCACAAUCAUCCCUUGGAAUUGAUGGCUACUUGCAUACAAGAAAAAGGAUGAAAGAGCAAUUUGCAAAUUUCACAGAUAAGUUUAGAACAAAAAUGUCAGAAUUUGUUACGGACCCUAAAAAUAUGAUAUUUACAGAAGAUUUAAAAAAUAUGGUUCACUUAGCUGAGCCUGCAGAUUUAGAGCUUGUAACAAAUAUGAUUAAAAAGUUUAACUCUGACAAUACUGAAUUUCGAUUUGGGUCAUUUGUGUUUGGCCCUGUUGUAAUGAGAAUGUUCCACUUCCUGGAUGCACCAAAUGAAGCUUUAAAAUGUUUUGAAGAUUCUUACAAGAGUGGAUUUUUUGACCAACUAGUUUCAUACCAGAUUUUAAUGGAUCUGUUGUAUAACCAUGAAAUGUAUGAUGAUAUUUAUAGGGUGUUUGAAAAGGUUCAAGAGAGACAACUCAAUAUGACAAAGUUUCCUAAAUAUCCCAUUGUGUUAGUGUUUGCAGCUUGUUAUAAACAGAACACACCAGAAAGUAUGGAAUAUGCAUCAAAGUUAUGGACAGAAAUGACAAAUAUAGGUACAGUACCUCUGAGAAGAACCAGCACUUUCUUUGCAGCUCUGGCUCUGAAACAAGGGAAACCACACAUUGCUUUAGAGUCCAUAUCGACACAAAAAAAGCACUAUGUCACUGUCAGGAAUAUAAAGGUUAUGGGCUUAGCAGACAUGGGACGAGUGGAGGAUACUUUCCCAGUUCUACGGGCAGUAAUAGAUAUAGAUGUUCCAGAGCAAAUUGGCAAACACACUUUCUUUGAGGAAACGAUAUCUCGAGUGCGACAGGCAGUCGAAUUGUCUAAAAAUCCAGAUGUCAAAGAGGAAUUUGAAAAUAUCGAAAAGGCGUUAAGGGACCGCGAUCUAAUCGACCAACAGACUUUAGAUCAGCUACUGAAUUCGGAGAUAACAGUAAUGAAGAAGGAGCAACCUCGAGGCAUGCCCUCGCAGGUCAAACGGUUCCCGUAUGCCCAAAGACAUAGCAGAACUUCAAGCAUAUCUUGAAUAUUUAUAGACUUACUACAAAUAUUUAAGAUAAGUAACUACAAAUACUUAAUAUGAAGCCGGCCUGAAAUAUAUAUUUGUUUAAUAUAAAAUCUUUUGCCCUACUCAGACAAGUUAACUUUAAAAGUUUUUGUCGUCACUUUCUUUGGUAUAACAAUAGAAUGAAAUAACAAGUGAAACAACAGACUUAAUGAAAUAUGAGAAUAAUUUGACGUCUCGUGACUAUGGCCGUUGAUAUAAUUUAUUACCAGUGCUUGUCAAACUGUUGUUAAUUUUUAAUAUGUCAAGUGAAAAUGUAGCUGGACGAAAAGUAAAGUCCAAUAAUGUAUUUAUUGUUUCAUUAAUAAAUUUAAAUGAAGGUAAAAAUAUCCAAAGGCACAGGUCAUAUUUAGUGCUAUCCAUUUUUUUUUUAACCUAA
Chilo suppressalis (striped riceborer) is the source of this 1663-nucleotide messenger RNA. Lineage: Eukaryota; Metazoa; Arthropoda; Insecta; Lepidoptera; Crambidae. The record is from the annotation of a GenBank genome assembly.